AUGGAUAACGAGACAUUUGCAUCAAUCUACGAGCAAGACCCAUCACUUGUCGACUCACAAGAUGCCUAUGGAUAUACCCCUUUGAUGAUCGCCGUGAUGUCGGGACGGACCGAAGUGGCCGAUUUCUUGAUUGCAAAGGGUUCGAACUUGAGCCAUGUCGACAAGGACGGGCACAACGUCGUCCACUGGGCUGUAGUUUGUGGCCAGAAGGCCCACCUGCUCCAUUACUCCACGGCAGCUGAAGAGAUCCCCAGCGAUACCGCGAUUGCGAUUUUGCAUACGCUGUUAAAAAAAGGGGCACACGUGAACUGUGUGGACAUUGACGAGCGGACGCCGAUCCUUUGGGCGGCUAGUAACGGCAACAUCGAGGCGCUGAUCUCGUUGACGCAAGCCGGUGGGGAUAUUCAGACUAUUAUUGUCCGCGCAAGGCGGUUU
Mesorhabditis spiculigera is the source of this 435-nucleotide messenger RNA. The record is from the annotation of a GenBank genome assembly. Lineage: Eukaryota; Metazoa; Nematoda; Chromadorea; Rhabditida; Rhabditidae.